UGCGCGUCACUGAAGGCUGUUGCUCGCGCGUAGUGGACCUAGAGGAGGAUCUGAUGAAGGUGAGGCACGGUCUGUCUGCUCGUUUACCGUUUACGCGCGCGACACCUUCGACUCGUGGCAGCUCGACGGCGUGAGCACAAGCGCGAGCGAGACCGAGACCAUGCCGUAGAGCUGCAUGAACGAACUCAAAGUUUGCCGCGCAAUCAGGCGGAUGAGUACAGCUGCGAAUCUGAGGCGCUUUAUACAGGAAACAACAGCGUAGAGGAAGAUGAAAUCUGCAGGAGUUGGCGAUGGAGGACUCUUCACAGAGAGCUACUGUAACAUCUGCAAUGCUCAGCUCAUCUCUGAGUCACAGCGUGUUGCGCACUAUGAGAGCAAGAAACAUGCCAACAAAGUGCGUCUGUUCUACAUGCUCCACCCAGAAGAUGGUGGUCCUCCUUCUAAAAGACUGAGACCAGACAACCCGGACAGCGCCGAGAAUGAGGUGGACAGGAACAAAUGCUGCACGCUCUGCAAUAUGUUCUUCACAUCUGCCAUCGUAGCUCAGUCGCACUACCAGGGUAAAACACAUGCUAAGAGAGUACGACUUGUUCUGGGAGAGCAGCCCAGCUUACCUACCCCCACAGAUUCAACUGCAAGCACCCCUCAGGCUACAGACCCAGCACCACCACCUUCACCCUCAUGGCCCUCCAUGGGCAACAAUGGAGAAGCAGGCAAGUACUGCUGUCUGUGUGGUGCUUGGUUCAACAAUCCACUGAUGGCACAGCAACAUUACGAAGGCAAGAAACACAAAAGAAAUGCAGCAAGAGCACGACUCCUGGAGCAGCUUGCAGGCAGUCUGGAUGCUGCCGAGAGCAGAGGCCUGCGUAGCAGCUACUCAUGCAGCAUAUGUAAUGUGGUUUUGAACUCCAUUGAGCAGUACUAUGCACACCUCCAGGGAUCAAAACACCAAAACAAUCUGAAACAACAACAUCAGCAAUGAAAAUUAAUGCUGGACAUAACAGAGGCAUUGCUACGGAAGCGCUGAAGAAAACAGGAAAUGGAUAUACUUACAAACAUUUGUGGAGAUGCCCAGGGAUUAAAGGGACACCUCGGACAAUACCUCUAUCUUUCACUGAGUUUCUUAAUACCUUGGAGGCUCCUCGACUGUUUUGUGCUUUAUGUUUGUAUUUUAGGUCAGAGUAAAUUCGACUGUCAUGAACUGGGAAUAAACACUGUUAUCUUGUAGGACUAAAGUAUGAACUUCAUGUCAAACUGAUGUCAAUCUGUGUUAUAGUGGUUCUAAUAAUCACGAAGGCACUCAUUGUAUACAAGCACUAGCCUGAAAAGACAGGGUCACUGAGUAUUUUCUUACAUUCACAAAGUCUAUAUAAUUAAUAAUGUAUAUUAAUAAGUAUGUAAUUAUCUAUUAUAUUUACAGUCUAUUCCUUGAUACCUGCAAACACUGCUGUGGUGGACUGUUUAGGCAUUUCACAAUGGAAAAAAGCACAAAGGAGGUUGGUCAUUUAUUGACUACAUUUUAUUUGGUAAUUGUCUUGUUUUGUGUUUAAAUGUUGCUAGUAAUGGUCAGUGGUAAAGCCUAUUGACUGCUUGUAAGGAAAUUUUAGUACAAAAGUGGACCUAGAUGAGAUUCUCACACAGAUUACAUUAUUUUCUCUUUAACAAAGCUAUUGCGUUUAAAGCAUAUCUCAUGUGAAGAAAACAUUCCUACAGGUCUCUGCAAAGUAGUACUGCCGAGAGUGGAUUUAGAGCUACCAAGUGUAUGAAGCUCUGCCUUAUACAGGUAUGCUGAACGGAUAGCUUCAUCAUUAGCAAUGCAAUUCUAUUUCCUUCGCUUGAUAAGUGAAUAAUGCUAUGUCAGUAUUUUGAAUUAAUUACAGACCAUUCACCUUUACGUAGUCAGAUACUAAGUUAUUGAUGGCGUCCAGCUGUGUGUAUUUUAAUGAUGUCAAAAGGACUGCUUUUAGAGAAGAUAUCAUGGUCUUUUGCGAUGUUUCCUUCUUCAGAAAAGUUUCUGACUUUAUUCAGGAGGCGGAUCGUUUAUGCAAUCCAAUUAUUAACCACCACAAUGCUUUUGUUUUAAAUUGGAUUAAUUAUGCAAAAAAUGUAAAUAAAUAGUAUCAGGAAAACAUGUUUUAAAGCCCUUAAGUGUUAUUAUAGGAAGACUGUAAUCUUUCAGGUGUUGUAUGAAUUGUCUACUGCAAAUCGAAAUCAUUUGUGGUCGAGUUUAUUCAUUUGGGAUGUUGUGCCAUCAGAUCAUGGACAGGAACCUCAUUUUAAUAGGAAUGUUUAUUUAUACUACAAAACAUCUGGAUAAUUCUAACUACAACUAUGUGGAUGUGUUGAAUGACAUUACUGUUUAAUGGAAAAAUCAACUUUUCUCUAAAACAUGGUUUGGGAUCUAAAGAAGUUCCUUUUAGGGGAUUUAUUCGUACACUGUACUACUAGAGAGUUCUUCAUAAGCAUGAUACUGGAGUAGAGAGUAUGACACUGGUUCCACCUUAUCUCAGUGUUUAUGCUAUUCAUAUUGUUGUAAUGUUCAUGUUGUGUAAUGAAAUUCCAAAUUAACAUGAAACUAAAUGUGUAUUUGGUGAUGGUCUCAAUAGUGAUGUCCUGAAGAGACAGAGUCCGGCACUUUUUGGUCAUUUUCCUGUUGUAACAUACUUACAAACUUACAAUAGUCAUUAACUGCAGAGUUAAGGCCGAUUUUUUUCAGGACAGCUAGGUUAAAUCUAGUGUUGCACUCCAGUAGUAUGGUAUUUGGCAUCCCAGGUCGAAAUUCUGUAUUUAUAGUUUGUAGAAAAUAUUCUGUACAUUUUUGAAAAAAUACAUAACGGAACAUGCUACAAAAUGGGCUCAGGUAGCAAAUAUGAGCAACUACUGUAUGUUGUGGCUUGUUUGAAAUACACCUCAUAAUCUGUUUUUAAUUUUAAAAUAAGAAAUAAUAAUCAGCUUGAUUUUUUUAUAUCACCUUUCAUGCAUACAAAUCAUUUGCAAGUGUAUGCUUAACAUGGCAAUUAAAAAAUAAAAUGAAAUAAAAUGAAAUAAAUAAAAUAACAAUAAGAAUCCAGUUGGGGGGGAUCAUAUGUGUGACAAUAAAAGUAAAAUAUAAAUUGUUAUAUAUAAAAAAUAUAUAUAAACAUGAAAAAAACUUGAAAAGAAAUAAACAGAAAGAGAAAUCGUAUAAACUAGAGUUUAUACAAGAAAAACAAGGAGGUGAGUUUGAAAAUAAAUCAUAAAGCAUAAAGAUUGUCUGAUAUUAUUUGGGAAACUGCUUCAUUUCAGGUGCAUAAAACUAGAAGGCUGCUUCACCAUAUUUUUGUUGAUUUGGUGUCAAUUGGGCCUGAAAUGCUAUAGCUUUGUGAAUGAUAUAGAAAGGGGGUUUAUACAAUCUAGAAUGUAUCAAAGUGCCAAUCCAUUAAGUGCUUUAAAGUUUUGUAGCACUAUUUAAAUUGUAUCCUAAAAUACCGGUAAGACGGUUUAAGACCCAUGUUUGGACCCAUUGUCAGCAUAUACACAGAAAACAGAAGAGGGGUGAGAAUGGGUCCAUGUAAAAAGCAUUAUAGGAUCCAAUUAUUACCAUUAUUAUGAUAAGUAUGAAUAAAACCUUUUCCCUAACAGUUUUCAUGUCUAGUAAUACUGAAUGAUCAACAGCAUCACAGGCAGCAGAAUGAUCUAACAGAACAAGUACAGAUACACUGUCCUAAUCAGCACUGAGUCUCAGGUCAUUAACUACCAUCAUCAGCACUGUAUCUGUAAAGUAACAUAAUCUGUGACAUGAUGGUUAUUACUGUCAUUACACUAAACAACAAGAAGCAAUGACUUGGCAGUAUUUUGAAUAACAUGGUGCAGCAUCUUGAAGGGAUGAUCACCGUUAUUCCUCACUUAUGCCACAAGUCUCUCCAUAGCAACAUGGUAUUUCUAGAAUAAUCUACUAGUGCAUCAGUACAGUAUGUACCCUGCUACAAUGCUAGUUUAUCACAGGGCAUCGCAUCAACACACUUCUUCACAAUUUGUUGGAAUUUGGAGUUGCCUGUCCACCUACCAGCAAGUGUUUAAAACAUAUGUGGACAC
Molecule: messenger RNA, 4074 nt
Organism: Tachysurus vachellii
Lineage: Eukaryota; Metazoa; Chordata; Actinopteri; Siluriformes; Bagridae
Product: zinc finger protein
Exons: 7
Coding region: 269-982 (237 amino acids)
Molecular function (GO): nucleic acid binding; zinc ion binding
Source: RefSeq, a predicted model, not a curated record